Molecule: messenger RNA, 567 nt
Organism: Vanrija pseudolonga
Lineage: Eukaryota; Fungi; Basidiomycota; Tremellomycetes; Trichosporonales; Trichosporonaceae
Product: Glyoxalase 3
Exons: 1
Coding region: 1-567 (188 amino acids)
Source: RefSeq, a predicted model, not a curated record
AUGCCCCCCUCCAAAGUCGCCAUCGCCAUCGCCUCGUCCCCGGCCUCGGGCGGCCUGAACCCCGAGGACGUGCUGCGGCCUUUUACUGCGUUCCGCUGGGCGGGCCUCGACGUCGAUUUCGUGUCGGACAACGGCACGUACUCGACUCUCUCUCCCCCGACUUCUCCAACCACCGCAUCCUUCGAAGAGCGCGAGCUGCUCGCCGACCCGAGCUCCGAGUUCCGCGCGGCCCUGGCCCGCGUCAAGCCCGCCACUGCUGCCACGCCCGCGGCCUAUGGCAUCGUGCUGUCUGCGCCGGGCGACGGGCUCGCCCCGAAGGUCCUCGCGGCAGGCGGGAUCACCGUGUCCGUGCCCCCGCCGACUGGCUCCUCCCCGCGCACGAGUCUGGACGUGAGCCGCGACGGGCCAGCGCAGACCGGCGCGGACGAGCUACGCGCCGAGCUUGCUGGCCUCAGCGACGCGACCUCCAAGGGCGUGACUGUUUCCGGCAGGUCGGUCGUCGCGCGCUCCUCCCGCGCGGGGGAGGCGGCGGCGCUCGCUGCUAUCCAGGUGUACAACAGUCUGUAG